CAUUUUACCAAAUAGGUUUAGUUUUUUUCACAAGAUGAUGUAUACGUCUUAAUUAUAUAAUGCCUCUGAAAUAACCAAUAACACUAUUGAUGACGGUUGGCAGCACCAUCAACCUGAAAUGUCAAAAUAAAUACUUUGCAAGUUGUCUGCAAGAAAAAAAUUCGGCCCACAGAGAGUUAAGCAUUAAAAUCGCGGUUUUAUAUUGCUCCAUUGAGCCUUUGUUAAGACAGUAAUCAAGAUGUCUUCAUUGUGAUGUAUAUUUAUCACUUCACGGAAACGACUGUCCUGUAGUUAUCGAGUAUCUCUCGAACAGACGAGAUCGCAGAAAUCCUUAAACACUUUGUUUUUAACCUUAUAUAGUGAUAAUUUUGUGUUCCAAGAUUUCUAUUUUACUGAACACGAUUAUUAUCUUAAGCAUGGUCCACAUUACGCAGAUGCUUACAUUUUUUGGUAUCUUGUGCCUAAUAUUUCUAACCGGAAUUGCUUCUUACAGUGAUGAGACUUUAUCUGAAAAAUCACAGUGCAUAGAACCAAUAUUCUAUGAAAUGAAUAUUUUCCCGCAAAUACAAACAAACUCUUUCAGCGUUGAAUCUCGCGCUAAAAUAAACGUUCCAUGUAGACAACGAAAUAUAAGAUUAUAUUUCGGACGUUAUUGUGAUCAACCGAAAAUGUUUAUCAGUAGUGAUUCACAAAAUAAUUUUACUUCUGUGUUUUGGGACAUAAACUCGGUGGUAUUUUCAACGGAAGGUCGAUUCAACAGCUUACACAUCACAAUCGUUUCCGUGGAUCGCGGAACUAAUGAAACCAACCGACUAACAUAUUUACAAAGUGGAAAAUAUUGGAUACAUGCAAAUUAUAAUUGUAGUUUAGAGAAAGUUGCAACGGUUUUUUCAUAUGUCCAGCAAUCUGAAGAAACACAAUAUUUGAUUUUGCCGCGUAUCCCCGCUGAAUGGAUAUUUCCAUGUUGGGAAAACCCAGCAAAUAAGGCCACAUUUAUUAUACGAAUAAUUCAUGCUUCCAAUGAAAUUGCUCUGUCACAUACGCGUGGAACUAAAAUGUUUGCAAGAAAUGAGACUUAUACAUUAUUUCCUAUUACACCUUUAAUGUCUACUUAUUUAGUAGCAAUAGCAGUCGUACCAUUUGAGAUCUAUAUCUACUCAAACAGAUCACAGAUACUAAGUACCAUAUCAUAUGCAGUAUCUCUUAUUACUAAUAUAACGGCUUAUGUUACAUACAAUUGGCAAGAUGUGCCACAAUCUCAUGUGUUUUACAGAGUACUUCCACUAAAUUCGAGCCAUUACGAAACUAUAAUAACUAAAAAUCUUGUUUUUUUCAAUGAAGCUGCCAUUAUAUACGAUAAAAACAUAGAUUCACUCACACAAAACAAAAAAGUAACAUGUUUGGUAGCACGUAGUGUAAUACAAGAAAUUUUCAGUGAUUGGGUAGCUACAUUUAAACAGUCUGAAUCUUGGUUUAUGGAAGGUUUUUCAAAUUUUUACGGACUGUAUAUUAUCGAUCAGAUUUUUGGUCAAUCUUUACUGAAGUCGCUAGUGGUCCAAACACGACGGGGAAUUCUUGAUUUUAUAGAAGCAAUUAUUACAUAUGAUCUUCCAGUUACAGAAAAUUCACCGUCCAUACCUAAAAGCUCGAUUUUUCUCGAAGUGUGGCGAAAAAGUGCAAUCAAUCUAUUUUACAUGGUCACUGACAAACAUGUCCUCUACAACUUUAUGUUUGAAAAAGCCAUAAACUUAUAUUAUAACACUUCACGUGAUACUUAUACUACACAGUCAAAUUUUGAUAUUUUAUGGAGUAAACUACUAUCUGAGAUGCCUACGCACAAAAACACGUCUUUCCUCAGAAUUUUAACGACUGUGAUAACUUCUUGGACACACGUUGGUUAUCCUUUAGUGCAAGUAAACCGACACAACAAUACACGGACUCUUGAAAUAUUGAUUAGAGACUGUUUUCUAAGUAAUAUAGAGAAAUCUUGUGUAAGCACGUGGUGGAUACCUGUGACCUAUACAACAAUACGACAGUCUAAUAUCAAAUAUCAAUCGUACUUACAACCAGACGAAAACAAUAUUAUAGUUUCGAAUAUUGAAGAAGAUGAUUCUGCAAUUUUUAUAGAUGUACCUGGAUAUCGCGUCAACUACGAUCGUAAAUCUUGGAAGAAUAUUGCUCUCUUCUUGAAAACUACACCAUUUAAUAUGUUGAAUUUAUCUGACAUCACAUUAGCUCAAAUUCUCGACGAUGCUUUUUAUUUUUUAAUACAAAAUACAGAUUAUAAUGAAAAUUCUGUUUUAAAUACUUAUGAAAAUCUAAACAUAUUUUUCGAUAUUGCCAACAAUGUAUUUCACAUGAACAAUUCCUACAUAGCUUGGUAUCCAAUAUUUACUGCUUUUGAGUACUUAUCAAAGAUGUUUCCGUUUUCAGAAAGUGCAUACAUCAAGUAUAAAAUUCUGGUUGUAGUGAAUACGUUUCUUGAGUAUUCGUCGCAUACACCUUCUUCCGAAAAUAAUGUCAUUAAUCAGUUAUAUUACGAAGUUUUAAAAUGGGCAUGUAUUCUCGAUAGCAUAAAGUGCAAAGAUAUUGUUAUGGCUGAAUUAACGUGGCAUAUACAUAAUCCUGCACGAAACAGACUUUUGCCAAGUUGGCAGAAAUGGAUAUUUUGCCAGAGUUUAAUGGUAGAAAAUUCCACGUAUGAAAACUCUUCUACAUGGUAUACAUUAAAAACCAUGCAUGAAACGCAGUCAAAAGUAGAAGAAAUGUUUAAAUUUUUACUUUGUUCUAGACUUCGCAGGAAUAUUUUCUUAUCUUUUAAUUUCUUUGCAAUUAAUUUUCUACCAUCUUAUGGACGUAGUAUAGAUUUAAAGAAAAGUGAUAAAGUUUCUUUUCUUUUUAAUCUUUUUACAAGGCAUUCAAAAACUCUUGCAUCGCUGACGUCUAUACUAGAAGAAAUACGUUCCAUAGAAAGCGACAAUAACAUACAUGCAAUAAUGAACUGUAUUAUUAAUAACAUACAUUCAGACGAAGGCCUGUCGAUGGUUCGCAAUGAAAAGUUCGUACAAAUGCUGAGGGACAGACAUCGUGCGCCAUCUUAUGUUAUUUACGCCGUGAAAAAAAAAGUUGAUGAUCGUCGUGAUUUUCUAGUUAAAGUAAAAAAUAACUUUUUUCCAAGCGAUAAAAUGCAUUUAUUUACAGAGAUUUAAUGUUAGACUUGUAUAUUCGUUUUCUUUAUCUUAAAGGAACAAAUGCUACUACUUACUUGUUUUUCUCAAUACGUAUGUGACUUGUGUGUAAUAAGUACAGUUUUCUUUUAUGACAACAAAAAAUAUUUAUUACUUAUAUUUAAAAUCGGUAAUACAGUUUACCGAUUUUAAUAUAGUUACUAAUUCGCGCCAGUUGUCCACAAAAGAAAAUCAGAUUGGUAUUAACAAUAAAUAGUUUUUAUUAAUAUAGUUGAUUAAAGUAUUGUUGUAAAGUUAAGUAUU
Messenger RNA from Pseudomyrmex gracilis, 3491 nucleotides. Its product is annotated as aminopeptidase N-like. NCBI's taxonomy places the organism in Eukaryota, Metazoa, Arthropoda, Insecta, Hymenoptera, Formicidae. The coding region runs from base 417 to 3209 and encodes 930 amino acids. Gene Ontology annotation, biological process: proteolysis; peptide catabolic process. The record is from RefSeq and is a predicted model, not a curated record. Gene Ontology annotation, molecular function: zinc ion binding; metalloaminopeptidase activity; peptide binding. The transcript has 14 exons. Gene Ontology annotation, cellular component: cytoplasm.